Racocetra persica is the source of this 122-nucleotide messenger RNA. The record is from the annotation of a GenBank genome assembly. Lineage: Eukaryota; Fungi; Glomeromycota; Glomeromycetes; Diversisporales; Gigasporaceae.
CACAUGAAAUUCUUUCUCAAGCUCAUGAAGAAGCUGGUAUAUCUGAAACUGAUUUAUCUGUCUAUCUUUAUUUUAAUACAGAUACAGACAAACAACAUUACAAUCUUCCAACUGCAGAUGAA